GAAGGAGGGAUGGUGGCCUGGAGUGUACAAAUCUAUUCACACCGCUACCCGUUGAGAAAGACGUCGUAGCGGCACCAGACGGUGAUCCUGGGAGCAGGUGAGGCUGGUCGGUGUGGGAGGAGCACAGAGAAGAGGGUCUCUUUCGGGGGUGAGUGGCAAGGGGUGCGGGAGCCCUCACUCGUCCUCUCCCACACCGCACUCUGAGUCCAGCCCAGUUGCCUGGUCGUUUGGAAGGGACGAUCCUCUGAGUUAGCCGGGGAGGAGGCGGCGGCUUUAUUUCAGGCACCGGAACAUGAAUAUUAAGCUAGAACCACGAUCUUGCAGGAUAUAUUUUCUCUGCUGCCUGGUACUGGCUUCCUUCAUCUCUUCUUCAGCAGAAGACCACACAGAUGGGAGUCAUCAACGAACUGGGCGCUUCGAUAGGAACAUGGUACAAGAUAAGGACCACAUCCUGGAAGAUUUAGAUGGUGUAAUUGAUAAACCAGAAUCUGAGAUGUCACCACAAGAACUGCAGCUUCAUUACUUCAAGAUGCACGAUUACGACGGCAACAAUUUGCUUGAUGGGUUAGAACUUGCAACGGCCAUAUCUCAUGUACAUAAAGAGGAUGGUAGUGACCAUGUCCAGACCAUGAAAGAAGAGGAUCUCAUUAGCUUAAUUGACGGUGUCUUGAGAGAUGAUGAUAAGAAUAACGAUGGCUACAUCGACUACGCCGAAUUUGCAAAGUCACUGGAAUAAAAACAAAAAAUCAUUCUUGUUUGUGUGACCCAGUACAAUGUGAUUCUUGACUGCCUCUCUGUCGUAUGUUCCACUGUUUGGGCUGCAGAAUGAAUGGUAGGGAAAUGCAUUAUCUCCUUCAUUUUUUUAUACGUUUGGGAGAGAAACUUGU
Molecule: messenger RNA, 887 nt
Organism: Gekko japonicus
Lineage: Eukaryota; Metazoa; Chordata; Lepidosauria; Squamata; Gekkonidae
Gene: MCFD2
Product: multiple coagulation factor deficiency 2
Exons: 4
Coding region: 293-736 (147 amino acids)
Molecular function (GO): calcium ion binding
Source: RefSeq, a predicted model, not a curated record